AUGUUGAGCGGUUUGGCCGUCGUUGUUGUGCUGGUGGCCGCCACAUUUUGCCAUGUCUCGCCGCCGAUGCUUCUUGGAAGGCCCAGAGAUGGGCUUUUGGUGGGUUUCGCGAAACUCAUUAUGGAUUGGAAAUUGAGCUGUGAAACUCUUCAAGAACAGACUUGGCCGACGUUUCUUUCUCUUUUUUUGUUUUGAUACAAUUUUAAUUAAAUAAAAUCUCAUAGAAAUGCUCGCAAAAAGCAGACUUGUGCGAGGGCCGGCCGGUCAGCCUAACGGCCCCCCGUACAAUUUCAAGCCCGGCCCGGCCUAAGAAGGGCCUCAAGGAAAAAUGGCCGGCCCGGCCCAAAAAGCUCAAAUUUUUUUCAUUUUAAACUUUUCGCCUUUUUAACGAAAAAGUGGGUUUUUCUGCUUUUUGUUUUCCUCAUGGAGUUAUUAGAAACUAUGAUGCAACAUGUAAAAACCAAUUUUUUUCGGUGAAAAUUUUUUUAGUAAUGAAACAAAUGAAUUCUUUUCGAAGCCCGCGCAGGCUUUUUUUUUUCAAAUAAAAGCCCAAAGCACGGGCCGCCCGGCCUGACUCACAAGCCUGGCAAAAAGAGAAAAAAAUUUGGAAAAAAAUAUAUAUCAGCAAAAGCUUUGGCGAAAGGCGCUCCAUCGCAAAAAGUACGUCACCUUGAUCAGAUUUUUUUAACCAUUUCCAGGCUUGUGCGUCAGGCCGGGCGGCCCGGGCUUCGGGCCUUAAUUUCAGGAAAAAAAGCCCGCGUGGGCUCGGGCCGGGGCGAGCUUCAAAAAAAAAUUUUUUUAAUUUCAUUUGAAAAAAAUUUUCACUUAAACGUGACUUCUACUUCUGAAAUCAUAGUUUUUGUUAAACUUUAAGUGAAAAAAAUGAGCAAAAAAACAUAAUUUUUUUGUCGUAAAAAAACUUGAUAUAUUCGACUAGAAAAAAAUUGCGCGCUUCGGGCCGGCGGGCCAUUUUUUUCUUGAGGCCCCUCUAAGGCCGGGCCGGGAGGGUGACGGGCCUGCCCUCGCACAAGCCUGACCAUUUCAACUCAAGUUUGCAAAGUUUUUUAAUUUUUCUCUCUUCUCGAGAAGAGAUCUCUGCAACAGCAUCUUUCUAGAAAAAAAGAAAUUUCUAUUAGCAACAUGAUUUGGCAAAACAUUUUUUUAUUCGCUGUUCUAUACAUGCUCUGCCUUUUUCUCGUAUCUUCUAAGAACGAACCUUUUCUGAUUGUUUUCCUUUUUUUGAAAUUUUUUUUUAUUUUCAAUUUUUCGAAUAAACUCGCAAUAUGAAGCGCUUUGGCGUUCUUUUGCUUAAGCAUCCAGUUACUAAAUCUAAAAAAAAAUAUUUUUCUAUUUGAGAAACUUGUUCCCUUUUAUAUUCAAAUUCUCCUCCCAAUUUAUGCGCUUUAUAGAAUAUUUUAUAUCAACAAAAAAAUAUAGACAAUAAAAGUUUUAUGACUAAUUAUUCUCUCUUUUUUAGGGUGCCGAUCCAGCCGACGGACCUCAGUCCGAGAGCAAAUAUCUCAACUAUUCGUUCAUCGUUCAGCAAGUAGACCAUUUCAACGAUAGCAACACAAAAACAUGGAAACAAGUAUUAUUUUCUGAAAGUGCGAAAAGCAUAAGAAAUUUGUUAAGCGCUAUCAAUUCAACAGGAAGUUCUACAACAGCAAGACUGGCUACAUCUUCUUGAUGAUCGGCGGCGAAGGUUAGUUCUUGUGGAAAGAGAAAACUUGGUUUUGAGCCGAAUUUUACAAAAUUUAUUUCUGUUAUCUACCUAUGUUUUUCAUGACAUUUCGAGCUUUCCGCGCUGAUUUGGAAAAAAAACUUAGAAUGAAAUUUUUUCUGUUUUCGUUCUGCCAGAUCAAUUAUUUUUACGAUGACAAAGUUCAACACUUUUUAGGCUCUAUCAACGGAACCAACGGUGAUAAGUGGGUUCGAAGCGAAAACGUAACGAUGAUGAAAUGGGCGGCCGAGUUUGGUGCCGCCGCUUUUCAAGUCGAGCACAGGUUCUAUGGAAGCAAGGAUUACUCGCCCAUUGGGUAAGAAUAUAACUUGGAUAAAACAGAAAACAGUUUCUUUCAAGUUAUUUAACUUCAUGAGAAAUAAAAAUGACGUUUUACCUUUAGAUCAAUCUUGCCGGAAUUACUGAUUUUUCAAAGAAAAUAAGUUUCAAAACUCAGAUGGAAUUUAUACUUCACCUGUAAGUUUUACAUCUUCAGAGACCAGACCACGGCCUCUCUGAAACUUCUGACGAUCGACCAAGCUCUGGCCGACAUCAAGGAGUUCAUCAACCAAAUGAACGCUUUGUAUUUUCCCAAUGAUAAACCAAUCUGGGUGACUUUUGGCGGAUCUUACCCAGGUAUUUAUUAACCAUUCCAACAUAUCAUAAUCUUGAGUCAACAAUUUCAAGGUUCCCUGUCGGCGUGGUUCCGAGAAACUUAUCCCGAAAUGACCGCCGGAGCCGUUUCGACUUCUUCGGCCGUUCAUGUUUUUGUUGAUUAUUACGGUAGGUUUGAGGGAAACGUUUCUACGUGAGACGGGAGAAAAAGAUAAUACGAUUAGAAAGUUGAUAAAAAAAAGUUUUUGUUUGAUCAAUGAGUUUCUCAAGAAGAUUAGUGGUGAUUAAAACAAGUUUCGGUCAUGUGUUACUGAAAUAUUCAGAUUACAAAGAAUGGGGGUUUUCGAGGGUCUAAAAUCCUUCGAAAGGCUUAUUAUAGGGUGAAAUCUCUUUGGUCGUUCGCACUAUACAACACUUAUGAUUUCAUGUUCAACAAUUUAACUUUGCGAAAACAAUCUUUUAGGUUAUGCAAUCAACACCGAAAAGACGUACCGAACGGUGAGCGACAAUUGCGCCAACGUCAUCGGCAAGGCCUUCAAGGACCUCAUUACCAUUGCUUACAAUGGAUCAGACUCCCGAAAAGGCCUCAAAGCGAGAUUCAAGUCUUUAUUUUUCAAAGUUGCCUCAAUAAAAUUUCAUUUUUUAGCCUUUGCGACGACUUUGACGAGUCGAACGUCGCCAAGUCCGUUCAGAACUUUUUCCAAAACGUCUACGGUUAUUUCCAAGGCAUCAACCAGUACACCGGAGAUAACAGAGUGGGGAGUAUUCUUGAGAUGUCUUGUUAGAGACAUUUUCAGAACAACGCGACGAGGUCUGGACUGGGAGUUCCAGCCGCCUGCCAAAUUUUAAACAGCGGCCAGCCUGGCAGCGAAAUCGACAGUGUCAUAAAAGUUGUGAGUUGUUGAAAAAAAUGAUUGAAAAGUUAGUCAGAAGCCUUGAAUCUUUAGGAAACCAGGGGUCGUAGGUAACUGGAAUGAAAGGAAUUGUUUUCGAGUUUUCAAGUGUUCGAACAUUUUUUCUUUUUUCUUAAACUUUUCUAUCCUCUUGCCUUUUUAGGUCAAUUGGAAACCUUUUUUGCUGAUUUCUAUUAUUUGAAAUAGCUCAAAGACCCUCUUAUCUGAUUAUCCAGUUUAUCUUCUAAUAAAACCACGAAAUUUGUCUUUCCUCGGUAUUUUUUCCCUGGAUUCAGCUCACGGCUUACCUUUUAAAUCGCAACAUUUCCGAGUGGGGGUAAACAGUCGUUUAAAAACAAAAUUCAUUCAACCCGAGCUUUACCGACAUCGCGAAAUGCGCUUUAGCGAAAUUAGAGUGAUUUUCAUUUGCUUCACUUUCACGAAGCUCUGAAGUUUCUACAGACUAAACUAGCUGAACAUUUCAGGUACUAUUUUGACUAAAAUUCAAAGAAUUAAAUUUCAGUUGAAUCUUUACGAUUCCUGGUAUGCUCCGAGCGACAACGGCUGCCGUCCCAACAGCUACAAAAACUUCGUCAACGCUUAUAAGGACACUUCUAUGCCCAACGAUGACGUCAGUAUGUGGAUGUGGAUUGAUUUCAUCGAUUCUUUCGAAUUUUUGCCAGUUUCGACAAGAAGUUGGCUCUGGCAGACAUGCACGGAGCUCGGCUACUUCCAAACGACAGACGGAGGAAACGGAGGGAUCUUCGGAAGUACAGUUCCUUUGGAGUGAGUUCAGUUGAUGCACAGUGAAUUUUUGAUGGUUUUUCAGUUUCUUCUCAGACCAAUGUAUCGAUUUGUUUGGCAAUGAUUUCACUUUGGACAACACCUUCAAUCUGGUGGCGGCAGUUCGAGCCAAGUAUGGUGGCGCCGACAAUUACAAGGUGGCUAAUUGAGGGAUUUUUGUUGCUCUCAAUUUUUCAGUUUCGUAAUAGUAAACUUUUUUCGAUAUAGGGAACGAAAGCAGUGUUCCCCAACGGAUCAUUCGAUCCUUGGCAAGGUCUCGGACUCCUUCUUCCAGUCGCCUCGAAUGGCGUCGACGCCUUCAUGAUCAAUGGUAUCAUUAAUUUUUUUCAUUUAUUGAUGGGAAAAACGACGUAAUAUUCGAGAAUUCUUGAAUUUUAUUUUUUUAAAGCUUUGAAAAAAAUAAGAUUUUUUUCAAGGAAAAAAACUCGCCAGAAAGUUCUUUAAAAAAAUUUAAGGUCUGAACCUUUUUUUCUAUAAUAUAACUGUUUCUAGAUGAGAUGCGAAAUUUUCUGUGUCAAUUUUAAUUUGAGUCACCCCCAAUAAAAACUAUGAAAAAGGAGAAAAAAUGAGAAAAAAAGGUUUUGCAUCAUGUCGCUAAACUCGCGCAAAAAAGCCUACGCCUAACCGAUUUAGAAAGAAUGGCAUGCGUUGAUCACCUUAUUCGUAAUAGGAUGGGAAACGCCAUUUUUAACUUCUGAAUCCGAAGGCCAAUUCAUGUUUUCUAAAGGCACGGCCCACUGCGCUGACAUGUACCCGGCUCGAGAUUCGGACCCGCAGUCGCUGAAAGACGCACGAAUCAAGAUCCACGACCAUCUGAAGUCGUGGCUCCAGGAUGCUCAGGCCGUCAGAACAGGUACCUAGAGAAAUGUCGGCUAAAUCAUCUCUCUCCGAUUUCCAGGCUCUUCCGGCUCGUUGACGAUCUUCUCUGCCCUUCUUGUUCUACUUCUAUCGUUGUUCAAUUUCUAA
Caenorhabditis auriculariae is the source of this 4998-nucleotide messenger RNA. Lineage: Eukaryota; Metazoa; Nematoda; Chromadorea; Rhabditida; Rhabditidae. The record is from the annotation of a GenBank genome assembly.